AUGGCAAAGGGCAAGAACCACGAUCGUAAAGCCAAUCCAGGCUUCGGCAAACAGAAGCUCAAGUCUGGAUCGGCUGGUGGGGAAUUCACCAUCAAGAAGGUGAAAGGAGAAAACUUCUACCGGGAUGCCAAAGCCGCUUCCCGAGUCAAGAUGUUAAACGGUGGUAAAGCUGUCCGCGACAAAGAUGGAAAUAUCGUCCAGGCUGCUGCUUUCCAGAAGGGCGAAAAGGAAGCUGAACCCGGAAGAGUUCGACCCGAUAGAAGAUGGUUUGGAAAUACCAGGGUCAUCUCACAGACAGCUUUAGACCAUUUUAGGACCGCUUUGAAGGAACACAAAUCUGAUCCUUACUCUGUCUUAUUGAGGAGGAACAAGUUGCCUAUGGGAUUGUUGGAGGAUGAGUCGAAGAUGGGUGGUAAACGCCCUCACAUUGUCGAGACUGAACCUUUCUCAAAUACAUUUGGACCUAAAGCCCAACGUAAACGACCUAGGUUGGAUAUUGGAAGUUUAGAAGAACUUGGUGAAUCUUCAAAUGCUGCUGAUCUAGCUGCCCAAGGCGAAGCGUCCCAACUUCCCUCAGCCGAUUUAGGAGAUGUAUACCACCCCACCACCUCAACAGCAAGAGAACCAAUCUACCAGAAAGGUACUUCCCGACGUAUUUGGGGUGAACUGUACAAAGUGCUCGAUUCUUCAGAUGUGGUUAUUCACGUCCUCGAUGCUAGGGAUCCCCUCGGAACGAGAUGUAAACCCGUAGUGGAGUAUUUGCGUAAAGAAAAGGCUCACAAACACCUGGUAUAUGUGCUCAACAAGGUAGAUCUGGUACCUACCUGGGUCACCGCUCGAUGGGUCAAGCAUCUCUCUUUAUCGGCUCCCACGAUCGCCUUCCACGCCUCUAUCAACAACUCAUUCGGUAAAGGUUCCCUCAUUCAACUUCUUCGUCAAUUUUCUGUUCUCCACUCUGACAAGAAGCAGAUCUCUAUCGGAUUCAUCGGAUACCCUAACGUCGGUAAAUCCAGUAUCAUUAACACUCUCAAAAAGAAGAAGGUCUGUACCGUUGCCCCUAUCCCAGGUGAAACCAAGGUUUGGCAAUAUAUCACUCUGAUGAAACGGAUCUACCUCAUCGAUUGUCCAGGUAUCGUACCUGUUUCAGCUAAAGAUUCAGAUACCGAUACUGUCCUCAAGGGUGUUGUGAGGGUGGAAAACCUCGCUACUCCCGCUGAACAUAUACCGUCUCUUCUGGAAAGAGUUCGACCGGAAUAUAUAGAGAGGACAUAUGGGUUAGAACAUAGGGAAGGUGGAUGGCACGGUGAAUCCGGUGCUGCGAUCUUAUUAUCUGCUAUUGCGAAACGAUCAGGUAAAUUGUUGAAAGGUGGUGAACCCGAUCAAGAAUCUGCUGCGAAGAUGAUCUUGAACGAUUGGAUAAGAGGUAAAAUACCCUUCUUCGUACCUCCGCCUGCCAAAGAACAACAACAAAACUCACAAGGUCAAGAGACAACUGUGGAUGCAGCUCAAGCUCAAGAAGAUAAAGAGACGACUGAGAUGUUGGAAGAACAAGAGAGAUCUUUGGGUAAGAUCCUAGGUGAAAAGAGAGUGAAAGGUGUGGAACAGCCAAUAAGCAAGAUACCGAUCAUGACCAAGUUCUUGGGUGACGAUAACAGACGAUAUAGAGAUGAUGAGGAUGAAGAUAAGAAAGAUGUGGAAAUGGGUGAAAAUGCUGAAGAGGAUGACGAUGAGGAUGAAGAGGAUGAAGAUAAAGAGGAGGAGGAGGGCGGUGAAUUGGCUUGGGAUGAUAUCUUCCCUGGUAAUGCUGGAUCAUCCAAGUUUGCUGGUCUCUCGGAAGAGGACGACGAAGCUGAAGAGGAUGAAGAGGAUGAGGACGAUGAGGAUGAUGAGGAAGAAGAUGGAGAGGAAGACGAAGAUGAGGAAGUAGCUAUCUCAUUCUCUGCUCCAUCAAGCAAGAAAGCAGGUAAACGAAAAGCUGUGGAGGUUGAAGAUGAAGACAAACCAUCCGCCAAGAAGGAAAAGCGAAUGACGACGAAUAAGAAGAAAUUUGAGAACUUCUAUACGCAUGCAAAUGUGAAGAACAGGAAUAGGGAGAGGAAGGUACCUAAGAACCCUCAUAAGAGGCAUAGAGAGGGGGAUGAAGAACCGACCGGAAAGAAACGACCUAAGAGCAAGAAGUAUUAG
Kwoniella mangroviensis CBS 8507 is the source of this 2184-nucleotide messenger RNA. RefSeq names its product nucleolar GTP-binding protein 2. NCBI's taxonomy places the organism in Eukaryota, Fungi, Basidiomycota, Tremellomycetes, Tremellales, Cryptococcaceae. Gene Ontology annotation, cellular component: nucleolus. Gene Ontology annotation, molecular function: GTP binding. The transcript is spliced from 6 exons. The record is from RefSeq and is a predicted model, not a curated record. The coding region runs from base 1 to 2184 and encodes 727 amino acids.